Phymastichus coffea is the source of this 1758-nucleotide messenger RNA. RefSeq lists its product as uncharacterized. The transcript has 9 exons. NCBI's taxonomy places the organism in Eukaryota, Metazoa, Arthropoda, Insecta, Hymenoptera, Eulophidae. Gene Ontology annotation, molecular function: ligand-gated monoatomic ion channel activity. The coding region runs from base 1 to 1758 and encodes 585 amino acids. Gene Ontology annotation, cellular component: membrane. The record is from RefSeq and is a predicted model, not a curated record.
AUGCAUUUAGGAGAUAAAAAUUUAAUGAAAAACUUCAGUGAUGCAGGAAUUUUUUCAUCAAUAGAUAAGUUACGAGUCAAUUUCACUAUAAAACCGUUUUUAUACACCAAAUAUCGAAGGUUAGGGGUUUUUUUAGAUUUACGGUGUCAUGAUGUCGAUGAAAACAAAUAUUUAUUGACAAAGGCAGCAGUGGCUAAGCUUUACGGUGAGCAACAUUAUUGGCUUUUGUUAGGGAAGACUCUCAAUGAUACCAUUCAAGUUUUGAAUGAUACAGAAUAUACAAUCUCAACUGACCUUGUUGUUGCUGUUUUUGAAAAUGCGAAUUAUAUGAUGUUUGAUGUCUAUAAUCCGUGUAAAUAUCGAGAUGGAAUUCUAAAUAUAACAGAAUUAGGUAGUUGGAACUAUACUAAUGGAUUUAAUAUAACUUUGACCCAAGCAAAAUUUGCAAGAAGAGCCAAUUUGCACGGGAUGAAAUUGCGGAUGGCGGGAAUAGUGCUAAACAGGCCACCAAAUAUGUCAUUAGAAGAAUAUUUACAAGAUUACAGCUCCAAACAGAAUGAUAGCAUGUCAAAGUUUACUUAUUCCAUUUGGUUACAAAUAGCAGAUCUUUUCAAUUUCACCAUUGAAGCAAAAGAGCUGACAGUUUGGAAGCCGACAAAUAGAAAUGGACCAAUAAUCAAAAUGCUUCUUGAAAGAACUGCAGAACUGGGCGGAAGUACUGGGACUCCCACUGCAGAUCGGGUAUCUAUUAUAACUCCGAUUCCAGCAUGGCCAUUAAGAACUUGCUUCAUGUUUCGUACAACACAAUCAAAGCACAUCAAAGUAAAUCAUUUUCUUCGACCUUUGGCUAAUGCUUCUUGGUAUUUGACUGUCGUUCUCAUCGUUGUGGCAGUAUUAGUAUUCGGAUGGGUAUUAGUAGUAGAGCAUUUAAGUGACAAAUUUGAAAGAUACUCUUCAGCAGUUUUAUUCACAAUCGGGAGCGUGUGUCAACAAGGUUCUGAGCUUCAAAUUACACACCUUUCAAGUCGCAUAGCUUUUUUACAAACUAUGUUAUUCAGCUUAUUAAUAUAUAAUUAUUAUUCGGCAAGCGUAGUUUCUGCACGUUUAAGUGAACCAUUAGAAAAAAUUAAUGAUUCAUUAAAUGAACUGGCAAAAACUAGUCUUAAAUUUGGAGCAGAACCUAGUCUAUACUUUAAUUUAUUCAUUAAGAGAUCAGACUGGGAAGCUCAGCAGUUUUAUUACAAACGAUGGGUUAAAAUUCCAGAUAAUGAAAAAUUCUUGUCGCCUUACGUUGGAAUAAGACGUAUUCUUCAAGGUGACUAUGCAUAUCACACCGAUGUUAAUGUUGCUUUCCCAGUAAUUGAACAGUUAUUCGACAACCAACAAAUAUGCCAAUUAACAAUGGUCUAUUUGGUUCGACCAACUGAUUCAACCAUAUUCAUGGCUUCAAAUGGUUCUUUUGUUGAAAUGGCAAAAGUCGGAGCCGCCAGAGUAAGAGAAACGGGUCUCCGUGCUAGAUUAAUACAUCGUUGGUCUGCAAGAACGCCGGAAUGUCGAACUGACAUACUAGUAAUCGAUCCAGUUUCCAUUUAUGAAGCUGCUCCUGCCUUUCUGUUACUGCUAUUUGGCGUUGGUUUAGGAAUUUUUAUUUGCUGUUCUGAAAGAAUAAUUUUUUGUAAAAAAUAUCACGAUCAUGGAAUCAAAAGAAAAUUGAAGAAUUUUUUUUUGAAAAUGCGCAAGUUGAAAAAGAAUAAGUAA